Penicillium psychrosexuale is the source of this 2133-nucleotide messenger RNA. RefSeq lists its product as uncharacterized. Bases 1 to 2133 code for a protein of 710 amino acids. The record is from RefSeq and is a predicted model, not a curated record. NCBI's taxonomy places the organism in Eukaryota, Fungi, Ascomycota, Eurotiomycetes, Eurotiales, Aspergillaceae. The transcript has a single exon.
AUGGACCAAGAGGAGGCUCCACCACCCCCGUACUCGGCCGUCGACCCAUUACUCGCACCUGCGAGCAGCCGGAACAACAGCUCUUCUCAGGCCCCAAUAGUUCCUAGUGUGAUUGUCUCCCCAACGCAGGAUGCCAGUAGCUCUCGUGUCCCAAUACAGCCGACGGUCGUGCCGACGCAUUUCAGAUCCGCCGCUGCGUACUUUGAGGAACGGCUUCCCUCGGUCCUAGACGAGAGCCGGGAUCUUCUGCAACAUCAUAUGACCAUCUACCCCCGGAGCCAGGCUAAGGAUUUCCCACGACGGCCGCGGUGCUGGGCCUCUCGAUUAGAUGAGGUUACCCAGCAGGACUGGGAUACAUUCUUAAAGUAUCUAUUUCCGCCGCAAUUGGGGCUCGCUGCGUCCUCUCAGCAUCUCCCACGCCAAUUGCGAGCGGAGAUUAGACGAGACCGCAAAGAUCGCCCACAGGAGACUGAUGAACAACGGAAAGCUCGAAUCGCUGCCGUUGUCGCCGAAUGGAAUGAAUGCUUUUUCGAGCUCCGCGCUACCCAGAUUGUCUUUGUCUACGUAGGCGAACCUGAUUCUGCACCAUCGUCCGCUUUAUGUCCCCGAUGCUAUCCAGCGGCAACAGGUUCAAUAGAUGGCCAGCCGACUCGAAAUUCAAAUGCUCCGUCGCCCGUGCCUGGGCAGCACGGGCAGCACGUUCCGUCUCCGACUCCUUGGUCGAUGCCUCCCUCUAUGUUCCACAACCCCCAAGUAUAUGUGCCCCCAUCUCCAUAUGGAGUAUAUGGUGUUCCUCCAUACCCUCCCCCCAUAUCUCCUAACCAACCACCUCAAUACUAUACCCACCCACCACAAGGCGCAUGGCAAUGGAACAAUUGGAACUAUACGCAGCAGCAACCGCAGUAUCCCAAUAAUGGCACCCCCAAGGCUGGGUCCGGUGGGUGGAUUUCACAGAUCGCAUCACAAGCGCAGAAAUAUGGAGAGCGAUUCAGCGAACAGGCCCUACAAUAUGGGCGGCAGGUCGAGGAGCAGGCUAUUGCACAUGGCCGCUGGCUUGAAGAACAGGCAAGGCUUCAUAGUCGGAAAGCAAUAAUGGCUGGACCUCCAUACGGUGGUGGGUACUAUCCUCGGCCGGCCUGGGAUAACUCGCCACGUCCCGUAACCAACAUUCCGUUGACACCCAUUCAAAGCCCUAGCCCUGUGACAAGUCCUAAUCCGACGGGUCGGCCUGAAACAAUCAAUCAGAUUGAUAGCAAUAAGCCUAAGCCCUCUACAGAACAGCUUAGGGUAGAGCCACCCACGACCGAACAUACCAGACGAGUAUCGGUGAGCUCCGUGUCAUCUGAGUCCUCGUUCAGCUCAAUUGACUCCAUCUCGACAACAUCGGACCUGGGCGCUUCAGACCUUGCCACAGUGCGCACUCAAUUGGAACUUCUAGAUGAUCGUCAUGAUCGGGUAUUAUAUGACGCCGCCGUGGACCUCCGCCGGCAACUAUCGGUCCUGCAAGAGUCCCGCCGAGAAGCCAAGUUCUCCGGUAAUAACUGGCGAGCAGGUUUCAGCCAGAGCCAACAAAACAACCAUCAAUCCGGUGACGACUGGGGUCGCUGGGACUCACCUGAGCAGCAGCAACGCAACUCGGCCGAUAGACGCGCCAUGAAAGAAGAAAUGCGUGCCACCAAAAAAGCAUUCCGGGACACGCUGCGCCGAGCACGAGACGAGCAGCGUGAACGCAAACGUACUCGACGCCGCCAGGUCCGACAAACUCGCGCUAAUGACAACGAUACGGCGAAUCAUAUGCCUUCCCAGCCGCUAGAUCAACAGCUUGGGACGUUGCGGCUGGAAGACUCGCGGCAAUCUAACCCGCCUAUGCCUCCACGUCCAGUCAACACACAAGCACAGACUAGUCCGGUUUCUACACCGAAUAGCUCUAAUGUCGGAUUUGGAUUUGCUUCCAAUUCCCUCUCCCCUGCUAUCUCGCGGCUAAGUACGCAGGAGUCGGCACCUACUGGAGACUCUGGCGCCUUGGUGAAGAAAGGGAAGCCAGGUGAUACAUCCAGUCGGUUAAAGGAUAUGCUAUUACCGCGCAAGGCGAGAAAGCAACAGCCGAAGGACGGGGAUACGGGAAGUAAAUGA